AUGGUCUUUAUGAUGACCAAAGGCAAGGCCAAGGAGUCCGAAGACACAGAUGUGGUGGAAGGGCCCACGCCCAAUGAAGAGGAAACCGAAGAGCCUGAACACAUGAAGGAUGAAAGCGAAGAAGCUACGACUUUGGAGGUGAAGAUGGAGCAGAUCAGAUCUGAUCAGAUGAAGAUGGACGAGCUCAGUCCACCGCGCAAGGAGCUUGAUGACGAGCUGUUGACCACCAUCGAACUGCUCAUGGAAGCCUACAGCGAGAAGACAGUGGAUGGCCAAGAGCUUUUAGAGCCCUUCACGGAACUGCUGGAGGUCUUGCGCGAGAGCGAAGAGAAGACAGAUCAAGAAAUCAAGGAUGUGCUGUUGGAAGUGAUUGGCAUCAUCCAAGAGGAGAGCUGA
Molecule: messenger RNA, 396 nt
Organism: Durusdinium trenchii
Lineage: Eukaryota; Dinophyceae; Suessiales; Symbiodiniaceae
Source: the annotation of a GenBank genome assembly